CACAUCACUUAAACCGAAAGAACAACGUAAAAGUUCGUCGAAAGCGAUCAAUUACCUUUACCUCUAGUCUUGGAGUUCGAAGAAAUGAGGCAAGCAGGAAAGUACUCGGGUUUUAUGAUGUGUGGAGGCAUAGCGGGGAGAACCGGACCGCACUCGUUGCCGCUUGCGAGGAUCAAGAAGAUCAUGAAGAAGUCCGGCGAGGACGUGAAGAUGAUAUCCGGGGAGGCUCCGAUUGUGUUCUCAAAGGCGUGUGAGCUGUUCAUAGAGGAGCUCACACGGAGGUCUUGGGCGACCACGCUGCAAGGGAAGAGGAGGACGCUGCACAAAGACGAUGUGGCCUCUGCCAUCGUGGCCACCGAUAUCUUUGAUUUUCUUGUCAGUAUGGUUUCGGAGACUGCAUCUCAUUCUGAAGAUGGAACAGUACCGGAGGAAGAGGAAACAGUGGGGUCGUCAUAG
This is a messenger RNA of Rosa chinensis, 456 nucleotides long. RefSeq names its product nuclear transcription factor Y subunit C-9. Gene Ontology annotation, cellular component: nucleus. The record is from RefSeq and is a predicted model, not a curated record. NCBI's taxonomy places the organism in Eukaryota, Viridiplantae, Streptophyta, Magnoliopsida, Rosales, Rosaceae. Gene Ontology annotation, molecular function: DNA-binding transcription activator activity, RNA polymerase II-specific; protein heterodimerization activity. Gene Ontology annotation, biological process: regulation of DNA-templated transcription. Bases 85 to 456 code for a protein of 123 amino acids. The transcript has a single exon.